Messenger RNA from Aspergillus bombycis, 705 nucleotides. RefSeq names its product type 1 glutamine amidotransferase domain-containing protein. NCBI's taxonomy places the organism in Eukaryota, Fungi, Ascomycota, Eurotiomycetes, Eurotiales, Aspergillaceae. The record is from RefSeq and is a predicted model, not a curated record. Gene Ontology annotation, molecular function: glyoxalase III activity. The transcript is spliced from 3 exons. The coding region runs from base 1 to 705 and encodes 234 amino acids.
AUGGCUCCCAAGGUGCUCGUUGUUCUUACCUCCCAGGCCCGGAUUCCGGACCACGACCACGCCACCGGAUGGUACCUGCCCGAGUUCGCCCAUCCGUGGGAGGUCCUUCAUGAGAAGGUCGAGCUCACCGUCGCGUCCCCCAAGGGUGGUGAGGCUCCCCUCGACCCCUCGUCGGUCGAGAUGUUCGGAAGCGACCCCGUGUCGGCGAAAUUUCUGCAGGAGCAGCAGUCGCUCUGGAAGAACACCCACAAGCUGGCGGAUUUCCUGCCUCGCGUUUCGGAAUUCGAUGCGAUUUUCUAUGUCGGUGGCCAUGGACCUAUGUUUGACCUCCACUACGACGAGACCUCCCUUGCCCUGAUCCAGGCUUUCGCUGCCGCUGGAAAGCCCGUCUCUGCUGUCUGCCACGGCCCGACCGUAUUCCUCAAGGCGACCACCACAGCCGGACAGCCCUUGCUGGCCAACUCCACCGUCACGGCCUUCACCAACGUCGAGGAAGACCAGGCACAACUGACCGAGCUCAUGCCAUACCUGGUCGAGACGGAGAUGAACAAGAUCCCCGGAUGUAAAUUUGUGAAGGCCGAUCAGCCGUGGGGCGAGAAGGUGGUCGUCUCCAAGACCUCCGACGGUGCGACUCUGAUCACCGGUCAGAACCCGGCCAGUGCGACGGGCGUUGGAAAGGAGAUCCUGAAGGCGCUGGGACUUUAA